This is a messenger RNA of Rosa rugosa (rugosa rose), 1508 nucleotides long. Its product is annotated as rRNA-processing protein EFG1-like. Lineage: Eukaryota; Viridiplantae; Streptophyta; Magnoliopsida; Rosales; Rosaceae. The record is from RefSeq and is a predicted model, not a curated record. Gene Ontology annotation, cellular component: nucleolus; preribosome, small subunit precursor. The coding region runs from base 102 to 1109 and encodes 335 amino acids. The transcript has 8 exons. Gene Ontology annotation, biological process: maturation of SSU-rRNA from tricistronic rRNA transcript (SSU-rRNA, 5.8S rRNA, LSU-rRNA).
UCGUACUGUAUCCCAUAACCCAGCGCCUCUUCCUCUCGUAGUUACUAUCAAAACCAAUUGCCUCUCGAAAAUCGCUGUCUUUAGGCGAAACAAGCAACGCCAUGGCUCACGGCGGCUACGGAAAGCGGAGGGUGAAGCCUGCUGCCGGCCGUCGCUCCCGGACGGGCUUGGGCGUCGAGAAGAAGCCCAAGUCCGCCUCCCUCAAGAAUCAGAUUCGCUCCGUCGAGCGCAUGCUCCGUAAGAAUCUACCGCCUGAAGUUAGGGAGGUUCAGGAAAAGAAGUUAGAAGGACUCAAGAAACAGCAAGAUAUUCAUACUCGGCUUGCAGUAGAACGCAAAAUAUUUUUGCGAGACCGGAAGAUAAAAUUUUUUGAGAGAAGAAAGAUAGAGAGAAGAAUAAGACGCUUGGAGAAACUUCAACGUACUACAGCUGCUCAGGUGCAAGAUACAGAGAAUUCUGUGCAACUUUCCAAAUUGAAAGAAGAUCUUGAAUAUGUUAGGUUUUUUCCCAAGACCGAGAAAUAUGUCGCUCUGUUUACUGGAGGUGAUGAUUCAGAGCUUGUUGAUAGGAGAAAUAGGCUGCGUAAGCAGAUUAAGGCCAAUUUAAUUGCUGCAGCUGCUAGUGGGAAGGAUUUGGAAGAAACAGGGAGUGAGGAUGAUGGGCUUUUGGAUCUCAGUGAAGAUGAUUUCUUUCUAAGCGGAAGCUCAAGUGAUGAAGCAAAUGCAGAUGAUGAAUGGACAGAUAAGAGUACAAGGGAACAGGCGUCCAGUGCUUCUGGGAAAGCAGCAUCUGGCAUGUCCAGUGAUGAGAGAAAUCAGAGACAGAUUUCAGCUAGAGCUUUGAUGCCUCCCCCUAGGCCAUCAAGUAAUUCUCGCUCAAGUUCAGUACGUGCUCAAUCAAGAUUCGGUCCUUCAUCAAGCAAAAGUUCAUCAAAACGUGCUGAAAUGUCUACAUCCAGCAAUACAUCAAGUAGCAGAAGUGGAACUUAUUUUAAAGCUAGGGGUUCCUCAAGUUCAGGGGCAACUCAAAGUAGUAAUCUGAGCUCCAACUCUGAUGCUCAUAAACCCCGUAGAAAGAGGAGGCCAAAAAAGAAAAAGCAGCAGGCAUGAGUAGAAGGGGAUUGUGCUGAUGUUACUGUUUUUGUCGGUUGGCUGGCCAAAGCCAAGCAAAAUAGGAUCGGUCUGCAGGACUGUUAUUGCUGAUGUUACUUUGCUGUAAUGAUUUCAUCAAUUUGAGAUGUUGUGCAAGAUUCUUACAUCUCAGCCUUGACAUUUUAGUUCUGUUUUUUUUUUUUUUUUCUAAUUUUUUUUUUAAUUUUUUUUUUUAUAUAAUUUAUCUUCCCUUGGUAAAUAGUUGCAAGAAGGUAUACUGCUUUGUGUAACAAUCAGUCCAACUCCUUGCAGACUCACUUAGCUAGGUUUGAUUUAUUAUGACAAUUUGUUUCUGUUGUAACCUUGUAAUUGUACAAACUUCUUUCAGCUCAUCAGUACUGACGGUACAUGGGUGUC